ACAGAAGGUUGUCCAGCCCGGGAAUUGAACCCGGGCCCCUCUUGCUGUGAGGCGACAGUGCUAACCACUACACCACCGUGCAGCCCCGUGGUGGUGAUGUUAUGCAGUUUUCACGGGAGUCACCUGAAGAACUACAACUCCCACAUACUGACUCGCCCUGUGCGACCCAUUUAGGUAAUCGCCAGGCUUAUGCAGCCGCCCGUCCUGCUCUGUCGUAUCACUCCUCUUAAACUUGCAGUAACGUUACGGCAUCGACCCGCUGGUUUAGAAGGAAUACGGCGUUUAUCUCCCGACGCUGCCGCUGUGGAGGACGCGCUCCAGGCUCUACAGCCAGGAUCCUCCUUAGCUUUGAAGUCAGAGGUCAAAGGGCUAUGGGAACCAGGAGGGUGCUGGUGACUGGGUGCUCCUCUGGAAUCGGCUUGGCUGUGGCUGCGAGACUGGCCAAGGAUGAGCUCAGACGGUUUAAAGUGGUUGCCACAAUGAGGGAUCUUGGGAAACGGGGGCCCUUGGAGAAAGCAGCGGGUGACUCCUUAAACAAAACCCUGGAAAUCAAACAGUUGGAUGCCUGUUGUGAAACCUCCAUCAGAGAGUGUGUCAACAGCCUGCCGGACCGACGGGUGGAUGUUCUAGUGAACAACGCUGGUGUCGGCAUGAUCGGACCACUGGAGUGCCAGAGUAUCGAUGCCAUGAAGGAGGUUUUUGACACAAACUUCUUUGGCCUGGCUCGGCUGGUGAGAGAGCUGCUGCCCGACAUGAAGCGGAGGCAGAGCGGCCAUAUUGUGGUGAUGAGCAGUGUCAUGGGAAUACAGGGGCUUCUGUUCAAUGACGUCUACUCGGCCUCCAAAUUCGCUGUGGAAGGAUUUUGUGAAAGUCUGGCAGUGCAAGCAAUGAAGUUUAACAUCAAGACGACUCUGGUGGAACCUGGCCCCGUGGUGACAGAGUUUGAAAGGAAAGUGUAUGAGGACGCUGAGAAGAUGGAUCUAUCAGGGACGGACGAGGAGACCGCCAAAAUCUUCCGGGAAGUUUACCUUCCGUACUCUGUAAAGAUCUUCGCCUCAUUAGGCCAGACACCAGAGGAAGUUGCUGAGCAAACUGUUAAAGUGAUCACAGCCAAGGAGCCUCCUCUGCGCCACCAGACCAACCGCCUCUACAUGCCCCUGACAGCACUGAAGCACGCAGACCCGACUGGUCGACUGCCUCUGGACACCUUCUAUAAGAUGAUCUUUAAACACGACCGUUUGUUCGAAGCUACUCUCGGUGUGCUGCGCGUGCUGCAGAGGAAGCCAGGGAAGAAAUAAAGAUUUUACUGUCAGCUUCUAUAGACAGUGAUUGACUGUGGUAGCUAAAAUUUGUUGUGACAGUUUUUUAAGUAUAACCUCCAACUGUAAUGUGACAGAAGUUUACGUCAUGGCACGAGCCGCAUGAUUUUGUCUGUAAACUGUACAGUUACUCUAAAAAUAAUGUGAAUUACUCAUGUACUGUUAAUAUGCUCAUCAUAUUUAUGGA
Molecule: messenger RNA, 1506 nt
Organism: Anoplopoma fimbria (sablefish)
Lineage: Eukaryota; Metazoa; Chordata; Actinopteri; Perciformes; Anoplopomatidae
Product: retinol dehydrogenase 8
Exons: 7
Coding region: 372-1298 (308 amino acids)
Biological process (GO): estrogen biosynthetic process
Cellular component (GO): cytoplasm
Molecular function (GO): estradiol 17-beta-dehydrogenase [NAD(P)+] activity
Source: RefSeq, a predicted model, not a curated record